This is a messenger RNA of Lodderomyces pseudojiufengensis, 2424 nucleotides long. RefSeq names its product anaphase promoting complex subunit (gene CDC27). Lineage: Eukaryota; Fungi; Ascomycota; Pichiomycetes; Serinales; Debaryomycetaceae. Gene Ontology annotation, biological process: cell division. The transcript has a single exon. Bases 1 to 2424 code for a protein of 807 amino acids. The record is from RefSeq and is a predicted model, not a curated record. Gene Ontology annotation, molecular function: protein binding.
AUGCAAAAACAAUCAAAUUCAAAUCUUAAUGAAAGACAAUCAGAAUCAAACUAUCAAUUUACUGAAUCCUACUUACGAUCAAUAAUAAUAAAUUCAUUAGAUAAUUUAAAUUAUUCAAAUGCUGAAUUUGCCUGUGAAAGAUUAAUAGCUAUAGAUAAAGAACAACAACAACAUUCUAUAAAUUUAGAAUCAAUAUAUUUAUAUUGUUUAACUUUAUACAAGCAAGAUAAAAUUAAAUCAUGUUAUAGAAAAUUAAUUGAAAUUAUAAAUGGAUCAAGUUCGAAAAUUGAUGAUGAUAUAAAUAAUCAAAAUAUAAUAAAUGAAGGACAAAAUUUAAAUUUAAAUCAUUUAGGUUGUUUAUUUUUAUUUGGAAAAUGUUGUUUAAAAUUAGAAAAUAAAUCAAAAGAUGCAAUAAUUCAAUUUCAAAAAUAUAAACAUUUAUAUGAAAAUGAAAAUCAAGAACAACCUGUACCAAAGAUUAAUUUUUUUGAAAAAAAUAGAUCAAUUAUACCUGAUAUAUCAAUAAUUUAUCAUUUAUUAGGUGAUUUAUAUAAUGAAAUAAAUGAUUCUAAAUCAAGUUGUUUCAAUUAUUUAAAAUGUUUAAAAUUUAAUCAAUUUGAUUUUGAAGCUUUACAAAAAUUAUGUAAAAUGGGAAUUGAUGUUAAAAUUAAAAAUAUUUAUAAAUAUCAAAAAAUUAAUUUGAAUUUAUCACAGCAAGAGGGUGAGCAAUUAGAUCGACAAUUAUAUCCGCAAAAUUUCGAACAACAACAACAACAUUUUAAAACUCCUCAAAAUUUGGGUACUCAUGAAAUACCCGAUUUGACUAAUCCCUUUUCAGAUAAGCAACAACAACAACAACAACAGCAACCACAAGAUACUAAUCCAUUAAAAACACCCACAAUACAUGUUGAUGAAUUUAAAUAUUCAACACCAAGAAUAAGAAGUGCUUCAAUACCUGAUGCUCCAUUACGUAAAUCAAAUUUAAAUACCAAUGGAAUUAAUCAACCUCAAAAUAGUAGUCACCAAAACCAAGAUAUGACAAAUACAUCAAUAACUAAUAAUACAUUUGAAUUUGCUAAACCAAACUAUCAAGAUAAUAAAAAACGAAAUAGUAACAGUAGUCUUAAAAAUAAUUAUUCAAAAAUAACAUCAAGAUUAAUUUCACAUCCUCUGCAACUGCUGCAACAACCAACAAAUAAUAAUCCAAUGGAAACACCUCAUAAGAAAAAUUUAAAAAGAAAUAAUUCAAUAAUAUUAGAAAAUACAACAAAUACAAAUCAUAAUACGUUAAAUUCCAAACAUUUUAAUUCAAACAUGUCAUCAUCAUCUAUAAAUUCAGCUCCAGUUAUACAUCAAUUACCAAUGUCAACAAAUAUAUCAAAUUCAAUUUCAAACAAUCAACAACAACCUUCAAUAAUGUAUUUAAAAGAAAUUGAAAAAACAGAAACUUUUUUGCUUAAUAAAUAUCUGAUUUUUGCAAAAGCGUUUAAGAAGCUAUGUAAAUAUGAUUGUUAUAAAGCUAUAAAGAUAUUAGAAACUCAAAUAAAUGAAGAAGAUCAAUUGACACCAUGGGUCCUUAGUAAAUUAGGUAAAUUAUAUUAUGAAAUAAUGAAUUAUUCAAAAUCAGAAAUUUAUUUUAAAAAAUUAAGAGAUAUAGAUAGAACAAGAAUUGAAGAUAUGGAAAUUUAUUCAACUUUAUUAUGGCAUUUACAUAAAAAAAUAGAUUUAACAUUUUUAUCAAAUGAAAUGUUUGAUAUUGAUUCUCAAAAUCCUAUUACAUGGUGUAUUAUUGGGAAUUUAUUUUCUUUAAAUCAUGAACCAGAUGAAGCAAUAAAAUGUUUUAACAAGGCAAUUAAAUUAAAUUCUAAAUUUGUUUAUGCUUAUACAUUAAAGGGACAUGAAUAUUUUAGUAAUGAUAAUUAUGAAAUGUCAUUAGAAAAUUUUAGAAUAUCAUUAUUAUUAGAUCAAAGACAUUUUAAUUCACUUUAUGGUAUAGGAAUGAUUUAUAUGAAUUUAGGAGAUUAUUCAAAAUCAGAUUAUUAUUUUAGAAAAGCAAUAUCAAUAAAUCCAAUAAAUAUAAUAUUAAUAUGUUGUUGUGGAAUGAUCUUGGAGAAGUUAAAUAAAAAACAACUAGCAUUAAAACAAUAUGAAUUAGCAUGUAAAUUACAACCAAAAAAUCCAUUACCAUUAUUUAAAAAAUCUCAAUUAUUAUUUAGUUUAAAAAAUUAUAAAUUAUCAAUAAAAAAUUUUGAAAUUUUAAAAAAUUUAGCUCCUGAUGAAGCAAGUGUUCAUUUCUUGUUGGGUCAAUUAUAUAAUUUAACAAAUAAUAAAUCAUCAGCUAUAAAAGAAUUUACUAUUGCUUUAACAUUAGAUCCAAAGGGGAAUUAUUUAAUAAAAGAAGCAAUGGAAUCUUUAAAUAGUUGA